This is a messenger RNA of Penaeus indicus, 1908 nucleotides long. RefSeq lists its product as uncharacterized. NCBI's taxonomy places the organism in Eukaryota, Metazoa, Arthropoda, Malacostraca, Decapoda, Penaeidae. Bases 1 to 1908 code for a protein of 635 amino acids. The record is from RefSeq and is a predicted model, not a curated record. The transcript has 2 exons.
AUGCUACAAGUCGCCACCUCCUCUUGUAUACUACGAACAGCUGGGUCCUACUUGGUCACGGCGCCAGGACUUCCGUACACUAAAUCAGCACUCAAGUACCUUAUGCCGCUAAGCCACUGGACAUGUAAUAAUUCAGUGGGUAAGAUAUCGUUGGCUCUUCUGGCGGCGCUGGGUGUAGCAGCUGCUUCUUCUGUAGGAUGCUGUGGAGGUGGUUCCUACGGCAGCAGGGGAAGAGGUGGUUAUGGGGGAAAUGGAGGCAGUAGUUAUGGAGGUAGCGGCCGAGGCGGCGGUGGCCGGAUUGUGAAGGCACAGCUCGUUAGGGUUGGUAAUCUCCCCGGUACCGGUAGAGGCAGAGGUGGAGGCACAGGGAGGUAUGGCACUCGUGGCAGUGGCGGACGCUGGAUUUCCACAGGACCUGGUAUUGUCCGAGCUCAUCUGUUUAGUGUUGGCACCCUCCCAAGUGCCGGUAGCAACAACAGGCGAAGUUACAGCUCUUAUGGAGGAAGAUCUCGAAGCAGUUUCAAUGGCAAUAGCAUUGUGAAAGCACAGCCGGUAGGUAUUGGCACCCUCUCAAGUAAUGGUGGCAGCUACUAUAGAGGAAGAUCUCAAAACAGCAAUGGAAGGUCCAGUGGCCCCGGCAUCGUGAGAGCACAGCUUGUAAGUGUUGGCAUCAUCCCAAACUCUGGUGGCAGCAGUGGGGGGAGACCUAACUCCCAUGGAGGUGGAUCUCGAAGCAGCAUUGGCAUGUCCAGUCGUCCCAGCAUUGCGAAGGCCCAGCUCGUAGGUGUUGGCACCCUCCCACGCAAUGGUGUCAGUGGCGCAGGUAGUUAUAACUCCCACAGAGGAGGCUCUCAAGGCAACACUGGAAGUAGUUCCAGCAUUGUGAAAGCACAGCUGGUAGGCACUGGCACCCUUCCAAGGACUGGCGGCAGCGGUGGGAAGAAGCCUAGCUCCCUUGGGCAUGAACCUCAAAGCAGCAUUAGCAGAUCCACUGGUCCCACCAUUUUGAAAGCCCAACUAGUAGGUGUUGGUACCCUCCCAAGCAAUGGUCACAGUGGUGGAGGCCUUUAUAGCUCCCAUAGAGGAGGAUCACGUAGUAGUAAUGUAAGAUCCAGUAGUUCUAGUAUUAUGAAAGCCCAGCUGGUAGGCGUUGGCACCUUCCCAAACUCUGAUAAGAGUGGUGGUGGAAAUUCUAGCAACCAAGGAGGUGAAUCUGAAACCAGCAUUGAAAGACACAGUGGUCCCAGUAUUGUGAAGGCUCAGCUUGUCGGUGUUGGAACCCUACCAAGUACUGUUGGCAGUGGCGGUGGAAAUUCUAGUACCCUUGAAGGUGGAUCUGAAAGAGGCAUUGUGAAAGCCCAGCUGGUAGGUGUUGGCACCCUUCCAAGUAGUGAUGGGGGAAAUUCAAGCUCCUAUGAAGUUGAAUCUGAGGGCAAUAUGGGAAGGUCCACUGGUCCCAGCAUUGUGAAAGCGCAGCUAGUAGGAACUGGGACCCUCCCAAGCUCUGGUGGCAGCAAUGGGGGAAAUUCUAGCUCCCCUGAUGAUGGAUCUGGAAGCAGCAUUGGACGGUCUACUGGUCCUAGUAUUGUGAAAGCACAGCUGAUAGGUGCUGGCACCAUCACAAGCUCUGGUGGCAGCAAUGGGGGAAAUUCCAGCUCCCACGUAGGCGAUUCUGAAACUAGCAUUGUGAAGGCUCGGCUGGUAAAUGUUGCCACUUUUCCAAACAUUGAUAAGGGCAAUGGGGAAAAUACCAGCUCCUAUGAGGAUGCAUCCAAUACCAGCAUUGUAAAGGCUGAACUGGUAAGCACUGGCGCCCUCCAAAGCAAUAAUGGCAGUGGUGAAGGUUUAGCUCCCAUAGACAAGAAUCUCGAAGCAGCAUUGGAAAAUCCCGAAGUCCCAGCUUUAUAA